CAGCUGGAAGACCUGAAAAAUGAGAUUGAGAAGAGGCAGAAAAACACCAUCAAACUCUCGGAGGCGGAAACGAAAGCACAGGGAGAGAAGAGUCAGCAUUCGGAUGUGAAAAGCCCCAUCACCAGGUGUGGAAAAGUGACCUUCCAGCUGCCAACAGGAGCUUCUCCAGGGCCAGAAGAGAGAGUCUGCCAUUUCUCAUGGAGGAACGGCAUGAAGGAAACCUUGAAGAAGCUUCAAGCCAUCAUCACCCUGGACCCCGACACCGCUCACCCCGACCUCAUCCUCUCCGAAGACCUAAAGAGUGUGAAACGUGGGGAAGGACAACGAGACCUUCCUGAUAACCCUGAAAGAUUUGCCUACUGGCCUUUUGUUUUGGGCCAGCAAAGCUUCUCCGCUGGCCGCCAUUGCUGGGAGGUAGAAGUGGGGGAUGAAGGGGACUGGGCCAUCGGUGUGGCCAGAGAAUCCAUCCCUCGAAAGGGUCAACUCAACCUCUGUCCCAAAGGGGGGAUUUGGGGGGUGGAGAAAUGGGGUGGACAGGUCCGGGCUCUCACUACCCACAAGGUGACCUUGUUAGCUUUGCGUUGGGUGCCCAGGAGGGUCAGCAUCCAUUUGGACUACAUUGGAGGGACGGUGGCGUUUUUUGAUGCCGAUGAAGGGGGGCUCAUCUUUGUUUUCUCCCAUGUGUCCUUUGGUGGGGAGAGGGUCCGUCCUUGGCUGUGGGUGGUGGGGGUCAGGUCCAAGCUGAGGCUGUGUCCUUAAGACACUGAUAAGGGUCACCCCACAUCCUACAGCCUCAGAAGGCAGCCACCUCCCCAUCCAUUCCAUAGGGAAAAGAUGAAUUGAGGGCUUGGGUUUUUAUGUGCCCUUCAUCCCCAUUGAUCUAUUGACACGGAAUCAUAUUGAUACAAUAUUGACUGAGGUGAUAUUGUUAAGAAGUACCGAGCAAGAGAAAAACAGGGCAAAAAAAAAGGGGGGGGAAAGUGUUGCGUUGGGUGACUAGAAUGUAGAAAAUGGUGGUCAGAAGGGAAAAUUCCACCCAAAAUUGGGGCAGAAAGGCAAAUUUCCCCAGGGUUUGCUUGAUCAGGUACAGUUGUCCCCAUCUGAGAUGGUCACCUUCAAACCAAGCAGUCCACUCUUCUUAUAGGGUUGUUAUUUGAAACCUCAGAGUGUACAAUAAUUAGUAAUAAAACACUUAAUUGUC
Molecule: messenger RNA, 1201 nt
Organism: Coturnix japonica (Japanese quail)
Lineage: Eukaryota; Metazoa; Chordata; Aves; Galliformes; Phasianidae
Product: E3 ubiquitin-protein ligase TRIM39-like
Molecular function (GO): protein binding
Source: RefSeq, a predicted model, not a curated record